Molecule: messenger RNA, 1115 nt
Organism: Anopheles stephensi (Asian malaria mosquito)
Lineage: Eukaryota; Metazoa; Arthropoda; Insecta; Diptera; Culicidae
Product: luciferin sulfotransferase-like
Exons: 5
Coding region: 62-1054 (330 amino acids)
Biological process (GO): sulfation
Cellular component (GO): cytoplasm
Molecular function (GO): sulfotransferase activity
Source: RefSeq, a predicted model, not a curated record
ACCUCUCCUAACCGGCCGCCACUCAGAGUUAGUGCUUGGCUAGUUGCUUCUAAGUCCAGACAUGUUUAGCUACAAACCUCUUACGUCCGAGCUGGCGCAAGCCGUCCAGGUCCCGGUCAACGGUCCACUAGUGGAGGUCCACCUGAACGACACGUCCGAUCUGCCCAGGGGUGUCGAAAAUCGCUCAACGCCACCGGCACACUGCGUACUCAAUGAGCACUAUCGACUGUCGGCUGAACGAAUACGCAACCUUACCGUAUACGAGGAUGAUUUGUGGAUCGUAACCGCCCCAAAAUGUGGAACCACAUGGACGCAGGAAAUGAUGUGGCUGCUGGACAACGAUCUCAACUAUGAAAAGGCGUCCGCAAUCAAUCUUAUCGACCGAUCAAUCUUCCUCGAAUUCUGCACCUUGGUACCGUCGUACGAGCAGGACACCAUUACGCUGGUGGAACGAAUGGCACGACCACGGCACAUCAAAAGCCAUCUACCGAUGGCACUGCUGCCGAGACAGCUGUGGACGAUAAAGCCCCGGAUCGUGUACUGUGCCCGCAACCCCAAGGAUAUGGUCACCAGCUUCUUCCAUCACUAUCGCCACAUGCACGGAUACGUCGGUACGCGGGAGACGUUCCUCGAGGCAAUCCUGCAGGAUGUCGUUAUGUUUCAGCCCCAGAUUCCUCACACGCUUGACUUUUGGAGCAUACGCAACGAGCAGAACGUACUGUUCAUACACUUUGAAGAGAUGAAACGGAAUAUGGCGGAGGUACUUGAAAGGGCUUGCAAGUUUCUUGGAAAAUCAUACACACAGGCGCAACUCAAACGUCUCGAAGAACAUCUUUCCUUCGAUGUGAUGAAGAAAAAUGAUUCUGCCAACAACUCUAUACUGCUAAAAUUGAUGAAGUCGAUCUCCACCACAGAGGCAAAAGAUAGUUUCCAAUUUAUGAGAAAGGGACAGGUUGGAUCCCACCGCGACGAACUCUCCGGCGAAUAUAUUCAACGGCUUAACGCCUACAUUGAAAAACACUUAAAAGGCAGCAGUUUUAAAUUCAUUGAAUAAAUAAAAUAAAGACUUAUUGUAAAACCCCUGAGCGUGGCUUCACAACCACAAUAGAAAAUAA